Molecule: messenger RNA, 912 nt
Organism: Sinocyclocheilus rhinocerous
Lineage: Eukaryota; Metazoa; Chordata; Actinopteri; Cypriniformes; Cyprinidae
Gene: sst1.1
Product: somatostatin 1, tandem duplicate 1
Exons: 3
Coding region: 282-626 (114 amino acids)
Biological process (GO): regulation of cell migration
Cellular component (GO): extracellular region
Molecular function (GO): hormone activity
Source: RefSeq, a predicted model, not a curated record
ACUCAGAUAAAAUAUGAUUUAUUGGCGUGACGCUGAAGAUUCAUCAAAGGGCAGCGGUUACGCUACGUCGGAGCAGGACACACUGGUCAGCAUCACUCGAGCUCACGCGAAGGAAACCCCCCUCGCCUCCUGACGUCAGGCGGAUCGUUUAAAAGGCAACUUUGGAGGAAUGAGCUGCAACAGAAGGAGCAAAGAGACAGAAGAGGCAACUUACAACUAGCGCAGCGCUACCCGACGCAUCUUUCUUCUUUUAAUUUCCCACCAAAUCAAUACUUUCAAAGAUGCUCUCCACGCGUAUCCAGUGCGCACUGGCGCUCCUGUCCCUCGCGCUUGCCGUCAGCAGCGUCUCAGCAGCACCGACAGACGCCAAACUCCGCCAACUUCUGCAGAGAUCUCUCCUCAACCCGGCUGGAAAACAGGAACUCGCCAGAUACACACUUGCAGACUUGCUCUCAGACCUCGUGCAAGCAGAAAACGAGGCGCUGGAGCCCGAGGAUCUGUCUCGCGCUGUGGAGAAAGAUGAAGUGCGUCUGGAGCUCGAGCGCGCCGCCGGUCCGAUGCUGGCACCUCGCGAGCGCAAAGCCGGAUGCAAGAACUUCUUCUGGAAAACUUUCACGUCGUGUUAAUUUCUCACCGCGCACCGUUUCCUUUUGACUUAUUCUUUUUUUAUUCCUUCAUAUUUAUUUUUUUUCCGUCUUUCACGUAUUCUUCAUCAUAUCUAAACUGUAUAUAAGAAAAUAAAAGCGACUAUAUUUGUCGUUUAACAACGAUGAUAGCUCUAAUUGACUAUGUUUUUCAAGGCUGUUGAUGUGUCAUUGGAAAGAAUGUUUUGCGGAUGUAUGCGAAUCUGCUUUUAAUUGUACUUCAGCAGAUAUCACUAUUUUUAAUUGUUUGUUUGAAUAAAAUCUAUGU